AUGAAAGCCUCGCUCUUCUCCGGCCCAGUUGUGGGACUUUUCGCUUCUUUGUUGCUCAAUCGUCCCGUCCUCGCGGCCAACAAUACCGAUCCUGACCCUCCUACUUUGCCCCUAAGCUCAACCUCAAACUUCAACUUCAACUUCCUAGUCGGCCUCAGUAACGCCCUGAGUGGAGGCGCCGACAUUGGCCCCAUUCUGGGCGUUGCUCAAAAGACUCAGGCAGCACCAGGCGACUUCCCGUUCUAUACCGCGGCAUUCCACGAGCUGGCCCUGGAGACCAAAGCCCAAGCCGAGGACCCCGACAACGCAUUCGACCCUAUUAACGUGCGAGAUGCCUGGUUCUCCACAGCGCACUACUUCCGCCGUGCCGACGAAGUCAACCACCGCAACUGGAGCAAUCCCCAAAUCAACAGCUUCUGGGAGGAGCAGACAGCGGCCUUCAACAAAGGCCUAGCAGCCCUGCCCAUCCCCGCUCAGCGUAUCCAGAUUCCAGCUCGCGAGGACAACUUCACCAUCGAAGCCAUCUGGUACGCGGCGUCCGAGUCAAACAGCACCAAACUGCCGACACUCAUUAUCGGGAACGGCCUGGACGCCGCGCAGGAGGAUUCAUACCACCACUUUGUCGCGCACGCACUCCUCCGAGGCUGGAACUGCAUUACCUACGAAGGCCCCGGGCAGCCCACUGUCCGCCGAACCCAGAACCUAGGCUUCAUCCCGGAGUGGGAGCGCGUCGUCACCCCCGUUGUGGACUACGUUCUCUCCGAGAAGGCACACGUCGUGGACACGGAUAGGCUCGUGCUCCUGGGCAACUCAUUCGGCGGAUACCUUGCCGGCCGCGCCGCAGCAUUCGAACCACGACUGUCGGCUGUUAUCAUGAUCGGCGGUCCGUGGGACGCCUACGCCGGAUUCACGACGCAGUUGCCGUCCGAGCUCCUGCCCAUAUACGAGGCUGGGAACUACACGCAGUUUGAUGACACGGUCCUAUCUCUUCGCGAGGCCGGCGAACUCCCUCCUGAUGCGGCGUGGGGUCUCGAUUACGGACUGUGGGCGAUGAAGACGCACUCGCCGUCAGAAUUCUUUAACUUGACCAAGCAGUAUCGUCUGGACGAUGUUGCCGACCGCAUUGAGAUGCCUGUUUUUAUCGCCGAUGCGGAGUUCGAGUUCGUUUCUAAGGGGCAGGGGCAGCGCGUGGCAGAUGCCAUUGGGCCUAAUGCCCAGCGCCACCUGUUCAAUGGCACCGCGGGCUAUCAUUGCCAGACGGGGGCGUACCAGGAGCUCACGAGGACGAUGCAUGCGUGGCUGCAUAAGACUCUGGGUAAGGGGCAGGGCCGUUCGAAAAGCGCCUGA
Molecule: messenger RNA, 1347 nt
Organism: Aspergillus mulundensis
Lineage: Eukaryota; Fungi; Ascomycota; Eurotiomycetes; Eurotiales; Aspergillaceae
Product: alpha/beta hydrolase family protein
Exons: 1
Coding region: 1-1347 (448 amino acids)
Source: RefSeq, a predicted model, not a curated record